Malania oleifera is the source of this 960-nucleotide messenger RNA. RefSeq lists its product as uncharacterized. The coding region runs from base 80 to 433 and encodes 117 amino acids. The transcript has a single exon. The record is from RefSeq and is a predicted model, not a curated record. Lineage: Eukaryota; Viridiplantae; Streptophyta; Magnoliopsida; Santalales; Ximeniaceae.
ACAAAAUAUAGCCUUCGCUUGUUCCUGUUUUUGAGAAACAGAGCAGAAUAGCAGAGUUGAGUUUUCCAAACUUCCCUCCAUGACUGAGCCCCAAAAUCCUAAUUCUGCUCCGAACCAUCUUCCGCCCCCUCCUCCAUCCUCCGGAGAUUCAGGCAAAUUCAUCGACGGCGCCGCCACUUCCUCAAGCCAGAAGGUCCGCUACCCGAAUCCACCCGACUUAUCGAACCCGGACCCGGCAACCCUGAGGGACCAAUGGAGGUUUGCCAUUCGGCAGUACAGCAAAUGGUACUCGCAUGCCUGGGGCACCGCCAUUCUCGCCGGGGUCUCGUUCUUCGCCCUUGGAUGGAUCAUCAAGGGCUCCAACCCCUUGCCAUCCAGGCACGAUGAUUCCCCUGCAUCUUCAUCGUCUGAUUCGCGCGAACCUGAGCGAUGAUGAUCAUGCUUUCAUCGCAGGUUAGUCGGUUUAUAUUUUUCUUCUCAAUUGAAUGAUUUGGGUGUUGAUGCUCUAGAUUGGCAAAUUGGGUUUUUGUAUGUGAGGGUGUUUCAUGCACUCAAGGGUUUUAAGAUAGUUAGACUGCUGGUUUGGAUGUGUUUGUAUGUGCGGGUUUAUUUAUUUUUACUGGAUAUGUGAUUGGCUAUUAUUUUUUCCUUCAUAAUUUAAGAUUGGGUUGAGAUUUUAAGGUUUGAUUGUUAGUCGGGGGUUUGUAUUUCGUAAGCUGAAAGUGGGAUUCGUUUGACGGGGAAGCUUAGGACUUGGAAGAAAAAACCCCACUUGAAACGGAUGGUAGAAUAAAUACGAGGUCAGCUUGUUUUAACAUUGAAUGCAUUCAUUUUUAUUGGUUGUAUGGGUUUAUUCCAAACUACAAAGUCAUUGCUCUUUAUUAUGCUGGCAGUGAGAUUUUCUGAAGGGCAGAGGAAUGUUGUGGUCAUAAUACUAUGAAAUGAAAUAUGUUAUAUUUA